Molecule: messenger RNA, 1591 nt
Organism: Linum tenue
Lineage: Eukaryota; Viridiplantae; Streptophyta; Magnoliopsida; Malpighiales; Linaceae
Source: the annotation of a GenBank genome assembly
GAAAUUGAGUGGACCUAGUUUCAGCCCGCUAGCUCAGUCAUUUUACCUACUCCCUUCGUCUUCCUCAGUCUGGACUCUGGAAUCGUUUUCUUAUCCAGAAGCUUUUCCUUUUGACAAAUCCUCUGUUUUAGUGGUUGAAAUAGAAAGUUGUCUGUUUGAUAACUUGUAAACGGAGUUCCUGGUCUCUUUCACAUAAUUUUCUGUUCUUGUUGAGAGAGAGAUGAGCGCCGAAUGCGGAGUAGUGUGUGUGACGGGUGGGUCGGGUUACAUCGCCUCAUGGAUCAUCAAGCUCUUGCUGGAACGUGGAUAUACAGUAAAAACCACUGUUCGUGAUCCAGAUGACAAAACGAAGACCCAGCACUUGCUUUCCCUUGAUGGCGCAAAUGAGAGGCUUCAACUGUACAAAGCAGAUCUUACUGCAGAAGGGUCUUUCGAUUCUGCUGUUGAUGGAUGCCAAGCCGUCUUUCAUACUGCUUCCCCUGUUCUUUUUCAAACUAGCAACCCACAGGCCGACUUGAUUGACCCGGCAGUAAAGGGCACACUCAAUGUUCUGAAAUCAUGUGCGAAAAUGCCUUCUGUCAAGAGAGUUGUUCUUACUUCUUCCAUGGCUUCAGUAGUUUGUAAUAGGAAACCUCUUUCCGCUGGUGUUGUGAUCGACGAGACUUGGUUUUCUGAUCCAGAAUUUUGUGCAAAAUAUCAGCAUUGGUAUAUGCUCUCAAAAACUUUGGCAGAGGAGGCUGCCUGGAAGUUUGCUAACGAGAACGGGAUCGAUCUUGUUGCGGUUAACCCGGGGUUCGUAAUUGGUCCUUUCCUGCAGCCAUCUGUUAAUUUCACAGUGGAGGAGGUUCUGAGGCUUAUAAAUGCAGGAAAUCGAGCAUUUCCAUCAGAUAUCUUUAGAUUUGUCGAUGUUCGAGAUGUGGCGAAUGCACAUAUUCAAGCAUUUGAGGUCCCAUCAGCUAGUGGCAGAUGCUGCGUUGUUGGAAGCAUGGUUCACUACACCGAGGCUUUGAAGAUUAUGCAUGAACUUUACCCUAAUCUGCCACUAUCUGGAAAUUGGGAAAACUAUGAGACAUUUCAACCCCAAUGCAAGAUCUCCCAAGAAAAGGCCAAGAGCUUGGGUGUCAACUUUACUCCUCUGGAGGUGAGCCUUAGGGACACCGUAGAAUGUCUGAAGGAGAAAGGUUUGGUCAGCUUCUGAACCGCUUCUGUUGUAUUCUUUAUGAUUUAUGGAACUGUCGUGUUUGGGCUCUGCAAGUUACAUGAUAGGUCAUUGUAUCAGAUGUGGAUAGAUCAUAUAGCCAUCCCAUUUUGGAGAAUGUUUAGGUGCAUUGGAUGCAAUGUGAUGUUUCACUCUUGUAUUUGUCGCCAACUGGUUUUAUAUUGAACAGUCAAUCGAUUUUGUGACUACUGGUUGAUGAGAACAUAAGGCCGAAUAGUAAGUAGAGGCUUCGUAGGAGUCCAUGUUGGCCAAGUGUCCUAGUAGGAUUAAGGACUAGCAAGGGUUGCGUAUUAGGUUUAGUCUCCUAUAUAUUGUAACUACGGCAUUAGUCCGAUUUAAUCAAUCAAUAAAAAAAUAGGUUUUUGAAACUUA